GAAAGUUUCCCUGAGGAAGAGAGCUUUCACGCGCGCCGCCGUUAGUGUGAAUGACACGCGCUUUCCUGGAGAGCCGUUUGUUUGUGACGCACGGGUGAGACAGUUGAGCUGCGCGAGCCGCGAGGUGCUCAGUCAGUAUCGGUUCAGCUCAGCUCAGCUCAGCUUGGGAACACCAGGGAGCGCGAAGUAGCCUACGGUAGUAAUGUUGGGCUCGGACUCGGAGGACCACGGAGAGACUCGCAAACGCAACGGUACGGGAAUGAAGCGUCCAUUUAGUCCUGAUGAAGAGGGAUCGAAUGGACUGACUGGGCAUGAGGGUGUAUCCUCUGAUGGGAUGGAGUUUACCAGACAGGACCCCCCACCUAUAAACCCUCGUUCGAAGCGGGAGCGCAAACACAGGUCGUACACACUCUGUGAAGUGUGCAACAUUCAGCUGAACUCCGCAGCACAAGCACAGAUACACUACAAUGGCAAAACACACCAGAAAAGACUCAAACACAUAAACAACAGCAACACAGGUACGACUGCUCAGGGGAGCCCCCUGCUGGCCUCAUUACAGGUGCAGGGUCGCCCGCUGCAGACCCCUCUGGACCUGAAACACUUCCUGCCCUUCCGGCUCAGUGGCUCCUCUCCCCUCAGCCUGUUCCCCAACUUCAACACCAUGGACCCAGUGCAGAAGGCCGUGAUAAACCAUACGUUUGGUGUUCCUCAGGCUCUGAAGAAAAAACAGGUCAUCUCAUGCAAUAUCUGCCACCUGCGCUUCAACUCCACGAAUCAAGCUGAGGCUCAUUAUAAAGGCCAUAAACAUGCUCGUAAGCUGAAGGCAUUAGAGGCUCAGAAGAACAAACAGCAGAGACGACAACUCGACAAUGCGCAUCACAACCGAGACAGAGACAGAGAGAAGGAGAGAGAGAGGGACAGGGAGAGAGACGGCAACAGAGUAAAAAUGAGCGCUCCGGAUCCACUUCCUGCUCUGCUGGAUGACACCGCCGUGGAGGGAACUGCAAUCUGUGACUCGGACCCUGUCGCCAGGGUGGAUGAUGCUCAUUCUAGUUCAGUGGUCCUGACACCUAUAUCAGAGGUGUCAUCUGCGGACCUGUCGGUCUCCUCCCCUCACUCCCAGCACCCAGACGGACUGCUGGAUCCUGCCAGUGCCACCAGUGAGACGGGCGCUCAGCAGGACAGCCCUACAGGAGACACACCGGCAGAGAAAGACCCCAAAAAAACGGCCAAACAACAACAUCUGCAUUGCCCCAUCUGCAAAGUCACCGUCAACUCUACCAAUCAGAUGGAAGCUCACAACAGUGGCACCAAGCAUAAGCUAAUGAUGGAUGGACAGAGUGUGUUGCCCCGAAGACGAGGGAAGGCAAUGUCAUCCCGCACCUCAUGUAAAAGCAAGCGAUUGGCCAGCAAGGGAAGUGUGGGCGUGGCCAGCAAGAGUUUCUACUGUGAAGUUUGUGAGAUCCAUGUUAACUCUGAGACUCAACUCAGCCAGCACAUGAACAGCCGAAGGCACAAGGAUAGACUGGCUGGGAAACCUCCGAAGCCCAAGUUCAACCCUCACACCAAGAGCCAGCCUACCUCAGCAGCAUCGCAGGGUGUCAGAUGGAACGGUUAUGCGAGUGGUGCAAUGUCUGCGAUGAAGAAAGUUAUCAGCCAAUGCAAUUUUUCCUCUCUGUCCUCACAGACUAAACUGGUUCUACAGAAGCAAUUGGCUAAAAAUUUGACCGCCAGCUUCCUGCCCACCCACAUGACUCCGCCCACCCUCUGCACAGUCGCGGCCAAUCCGCUUGCACUGCGACACCCACCGGGCACUACUUUCAUUCAGACGCCGAUCCUCGGCCCUGCGCUCUUUAGGCCAGCUCCCGGACCUCUGAGAGCCACACACACUCCCAUUAUAUUUUCUCCUUAUUGAUCGCCCACAAACGAAAUAGACACGCUCUCUUUCAACAAGGGUGCAUAUUCACAUGAUUUAGUCUUACGAACCAAUCUCAGUACUGACGGUCUCUGUGCAAACUUCGUCCGUGCUCCCACUCUCUCCACGCUGUAUACACGAGUAUAUAAACACCAUAGUGUUCCCUAUCCUCCUCAAAGACUGUGACUCUGACUCUGAGAGUGUCACUCUUGAACUAUGCAGCAAAGGGAGAGAGAGUGUGUGAGAGAGAUCGAGAGAGAGAGAGCAAGACCAUAUAUGGUGUAUGGGAGGGGCCUCAUUGCUAACACCAUGCACUAUGCAGAUGAACGCUUGAUUGACAGGACGUAACUGAUAAAAGAGUGAAAGAGCUAUAAGAAGGAUAUUUAGCUUUGCUUUAUGAGAUAUUUAUCAUUAUACAGAUAUUAAUCAGGUUUUUAUUCAAUUAUUUAUUAGAGGAAAGACAAUUUUAGAGACCUAUAACUGCGCUAGCUGUGUGUUUAGUGAGGAAAUGCAAACAUCCCUUUACUUGAUGCUUUGUUGAAAAAAGUAUUUUCAAUUGUCAUUAGUCUAUUUUCAUGUCGUUCCACGUGGAUACGUUGCUGUCGGUCUGUGUAUUCACAUGCAUUUCGAGUAACCUCAUCCUGACCGACUUUUGUUACAAAUAUAAACCUCGUUGGUCUGUCAGUUAACAGAUGCUAAGGCUUUCUGUCAUGGUUAAUCACAGAGUAACACAGAGUGUCAGUCUAAUAGACGAAGGUGACAAUUUGGUAGCAUGGCAACACACACCCGACCCGGUCCUAAUCAGUGUCGAAAUUUUCUCAGUGUUGAUGCAUAGAUUAGGUGAUUUCAGAUUGCACAUGCACACACACACACACAAUCUUAGAUGAGAUGAUUACAGUUCAGUCACAGAUUGACGUGGCCUUUAAUGUCUGCAUAUUUUGUUCUCAGUAUUUCCUUAUUACGGGCUUACAAAGGUCAGUACGCCUGUCAAAAAUCUGUCUGCGUCCCAUCUUAAGAUCUAAACCCUCACAAUGUGAUUUGCUUGUGCGUGUGUGUGUGUGUGUGUCAUCAAUUCAUUACUCCUUUGAUUUUAUUCAGAACAACAUUUUCGAUUCUGGAAGCGUCAAUGAUUUAGUUGCACAGAGGAGCCAUUGCCAAAACAUAAUGACUAUAAUGGCGGUUAGUGAAAACUCACUGUCCGUACUGUUAAAAGGAGGGUGCAGGAGUAUUUUAAGAUUACGCUUGCAUAGCUUCGUAUUCAAUUUCAAAUAUAUUAAUCUUACCCUCUACAAGUAUACAACUGUUCCUGUCAGAUUGCACAGUCACAUCGCUUUGCCCCAAAUUGGCAUCAUCUGAUGGUUUUGGAUGGAUUAAGACUGAUCAGCUGACUCCAGACCUGUAGAAUUAGAUGUUGCUGUUAAGUCAAUGUUGUUUCAUCAGAGCCAUUUUUCAUCUGUCUGAUUUUUUUUUUU
Molecule: messenger RNA, 3387 nt
Organism: Pimephales promelas (fathead minnow)
Lineage: Eukaryota; Metazoa; Chordata; Actinopteri; Cypriniformes; Leuciscidae
Gene: znf385c
Product: zinc finger protein 385C
Cellular component (GO): nucleus
Molecular function (GO): zinc ion binding; nucleic acid binding
Source: RefSeq, a predicted model, not a curated record